This is a messenger RNA of Aplosporella prunicola CBS 121167, 693 nucleotides long. RefSeq lists its product as uncharacterized. Gene Ontology annotation, cellular component: endoplasmic reticulum membrane; intracellular membrane-bounded organelle. The transcript has 3 exons. Gene Ontology annotation, biological process: protein N-linked glycosylation; lipid biosynthetic process. Bases 1 to 693 code for a protein of 230 amino acids. The record is from RefSeq and is a predicted model, not a curated record. Gene Ontology annotation, molecular function: dolichyldiphosphatase activity. Lineage: Eukaryota; Fungi; Ascomycota; Dothideomycetes; Botryosphaeriales; Aplosporellaceae.
AUGGAAGACCCGCCUUUGGCCUCACUCUCUCUGACCCACGUCCAUUACAACCCCAAUGACCGGCUGUCAUUCCUCUGCGCCUGGCUGGCACUCGUGCCGCAGGGAUUGUGCAUCGUGUACGCGACAUUAGUCUGGUCGACACGCGAAGCGGAAGUCAUAAUGAUGUUCGGCGGGCAGAUGGCUUGCGAAGCGCUGAACUGGUGUCUAAAGCGGCUGAUCAAAGAAGAGCGACCGAAGCAAAUGUACGGCAAAGGCUACGGCAUGCCGUCGUCGCACGCGCAGUUCGUCACCUUCUUCAGCGUGUACCUGACGCUGUUCCUGCUGCUGCGGCACACGCCGCACCCGACGCACACGCACACGCCCACGACGUUCCUGCAGCGCCUGCUGCUGUCGGCCGCCGCGCUCGUGUCGGCCGCCGCCGUCGCCCAUUCCCGCAUCUACCUCACGUACCACACCCCCAAGCAGGUGCUGGUCGGCUGCGCGGCCGGCGCCGUGUUCGCUUUCGUCUGGUUCGCCGUCACGGCCUAUGUGCGCCGCGCCGGCUGGGUCCAGUGGGGCUUGGACUCGGGGUUUUGCCGCGCCUUUAGGUGCAGGGAUCUCGUUGUUGAGGAAGACCUUGUUGAUGCUGGGUGGGCGAGGUGGGAGGACCGGUUGCGCCGGAGGGAUAAUGAGACCGGGAAGAAGGGGAGGUAG